AUGAGUGAAUCAUUAUCUCCAGAACAAGUCUCAGAAUUCAAACAAGCAUUCGAUAUUAUUGACAGAAACAAGGAUGGCGUUAUUACUAUUGAUGAUUUGCACGAAUUAAUGAAGUCAUUCGGCAAGGAAUUAAUACACGCUGAAUUAAAGGAUAUGAUUCGCCAUGCAGAUGCAGACGGUAAUGACGAAGUAGAUUUUACAGAGUUUAUGGCCUUAUUAUCGCGCCAACUUAGACAAAAUGACUUAACUGACGAAUUAAGAGCCGCUUUCACCUUAUUUGACAAGAAUGGUGACGGAUUUAUAACUAAAAACGAUUUGGGACCAAUAUUACAGACACUUGGCUAUGAUACAAGCAGUGAAAACCUCAGAAGAUUAAUUAACGAAGGAGAUAGAGACCGUGAUGGAAAAAUAUCAUUUGUCGAAUUCUGCAAUGUUAUGCAAUCCAACUAA
Molecule: messenger RNA, 450 nt
Organism: Trichomonas vaginalis G3
Lineage: Eukaryota; Parabasalia; Trichomonadida; Trichomonadidae
Product: calcium-binding protein family
Exons: 1
Coding region: 1-450 (149 amino acids)
Cellular component (GO): cytoplasm
Molecular function (GO): calcium ion binding
Source: RefSeq, a predicted model, not a curated record